Messenger RNA from Ipomoea nil (Japanese morning glory), 495 nucleotides. RefSeq lists its product as uncharacterized. The transcript has 2 exons. The coding region runs from base 1 to 495 and encodes 164 amino acids. Lineage: Eukaryota; Viridiplantae; Streptophyta; Magnoliopsida; Solanales; Convolvulaceae. The record is from RefSeq and is a predicted model, not a curated record.
AUGAAAGCAGCACAAGAUCGUCAAAAAUCCUACGCCGACCUAGCAAGAAGGCAAGUAGAGUUCGCGGUUGGGGAUAAAGUUUGGCUGAGAGUAUCUCCCACUCGGGGAGUGAUGAGGUUUGGAAGGAAGGACAAGCUAAGCCCCCGUUUCAUAGGACCUUAUGAGAGGGUUGGGAACCUAGCUUAUCGGUUGGCUCUACCUUUGGAGUUGGAGCGAGUCCAUAGUGUCUUCCAUGUAUCUCAGCUUAAGAAAUAUGUUCACGACCCGACACAUGUUCUACCACCGGAAGUGAUUCCUUUGGACGAUGAUAUGUCUUAUGAAGAAAGACCGCUCAAGAUCCUGGAUUUUAAAACCCGGGAUACGCGUAGGAAGUCGGUGAAAAUGGUGAAGGUUUGGUGGUCGCAUCAUGGUGUAGAAGAAGCUACUUGGGAGCUGGAAUCAACCAUGAGGGAGCGUUACCCAGAGUUGUUCUCGGCAGGUGGAAUCUUUAGAUGA